Molecule: messenger RNA, 907 nt
Organism: Hibiscus syriacus
Lineage: Eukaryota; Viridiplantae; Streptophyta; Magnoliopsida; Malvales; Malvaceae
Product: mitochondrial carrier protein CoAc1-like
Exons: 6
Biological process (GO): transmembrane transport
Source: RefSeq, a predicted model, not a curated record
GGGCAGUGAAAGCUAUGAAUUUGGUUCUUCCAUUGACGAUGAAUCUUACGAAGAUGAACACGUUCAAAUUGUUCAUUCUUUGCCCUUUUAUUUCAUGGAAUUGAUCGCUGCCGGUGCUUCCACAACCGUUUCAAAAACCACAGUUGCACCAUUGGAGCGAAUCAAGAUUCUUUUGCAGACAAGGGCAGAAGGGUUUCAUUCAGUUGGAGUGUAUGGAUCAUUGAAGAAGGUAAUGAAGAAUGAAGGUUUUAAGGGGCUAUACAAAGCAAACGGUGUUUGCGUUGUCCGGAUGUUACCGCAUUCGAUAUUCCAUUACAUGACAUAUGAACAAUACCGAGGUUUCCUGCUAUACAAAUGGCCUUGUGUUGGUCAAGGGCCAUUGCUGGACAUUCUAGCUGGCUCUGCAGCUAGUGCAACAGCAUUUUUGUGCACUUAUCCCUUGGAUUUGGCUCGAACCAAGUAUGCAUAUCAGGUGGUGAACCGACGCCAAAAUCUUGGUGACAGUCAUAGAUGUACCCAUUCUGGUCUUCCUGCACAUCGAAGGAUAAGAGACGUAUUCAAGGCGGUCUAUAAACAAGGCGGAAUGUCCGGGUUCUAUCGAGGUGUAGGUCCUACACUAGGGGGAAUCCUUCCUUACAAUGUUCUAAAGUUCUAUUCUAAUGAGGAGCUCAAAAAAUGGGUUCCCAAAGAAGAUCAAAGCUCCAUGGCAUUGAAUCUUUCGUGCGGAGCAUUGGCUGGCUUGGUUGGACAAACUAUAAUAUAUCCAUUGGAUGUUGUUCGGAGACAAAUGCAGGUUGACAUUCGGAACCAGAAUGGUAUAAGAUACAAAAACAGCAUUGAAACUUUUAAAUCCAUUGUCCAUGAUCAAGGAUGGAGACAAUUGUAUGCAGGUUUAUGCAUUAACUAU